UACUCUUGGCUAUCCAACACUGCACUUUUUUUCUGUUUUUCCUCUCUGUGAUGGCCUCUUUAUCUGCAUACCCAUGUCUCUCUCCAUUCCCACAAACAUCAACAGCAAAAACAAAACCCCCUUCUCACUACAAACCAUCCAUUAGAGCUGAGAAUCCAAAUGCCACCCAACCCACAGACUCAUCCUCCUCCUCCACCAAUGCUCCACCUUCUACCAUUCCUAAGAAACCUGUUUAUUCCAUGAAGAAGGGUCAGAUUGUGAGGGUGGUUAAAGACAAGUAUCUUAACAGUGUUAAUUAUUUGUCGGUCGGGCAUCCUCCUUAUUACAAGGGUUUGGACUACAUUUAUGAAGACCGUGGCGAGGUCUUGGAUUUACGAAUGUUUGAGACCGAAGAGUACGCACUUAUUGCAUGGGUUGGGGUUCCAACUGCACCCGCCUGGCUUCCAACAGAGAUGCUAAUGAAGUCGGAGAAACUGGAUUAUGAGAGAAUGUAAGCAAAUUCAAAGCAGCAAAGUUUAAUCUUCACUUUAUUUAGUUAUCAUUCACAACUCAUAUUGUAUCUUCUCGAGUUGGGGCUAUUAACCGGAACUACGUUAUAAUCACGCGUUAGAUAUUAACUUUUCAAUAGUAUAUUAUAUGGAAAAAAAAUAAGUUAUUGAAAAAAAAAUGCUCUGCUAUGAUGGAUCAAAUAAAAAUUGAUAUUAUUUGAAAUUUUAUAAAUAUUUCAUUCCUGAUUA
Messenger RNA from Mercurialis annua (annual mercury), 737 nucleotides. Its product is annotated as NAD(P)H-quinone oxidoreductase subunit O, chloroplastic. The coding region runs from base 51 to 494 and encodes 147 amino acids. Gene Ontology annotation, molecular function: oxidoreductase activity, acting on NAD(P)H, quinone or similar compound as acceptor. Gene Ontology annotation, cellular component: plasma membrane. NCBI's taxonomy places the organism in Eukaryota, Viridiplantae, Streptophyta, Magnoliopsida, Malpighiales, Euphorbiaceae. The transcript has 6 exons. The record is from RefSeq and is a predicted model, not a curated record.